AUGUCUGAUGAAACGUUUUUUCCGAUAAAGGACCUGAAGCCGCAAAUGAGCAACCUGUGCAUACAGUGCCUUAUCGUGAAGUUUAUAGAGGACCCCCCAGAUCACAUAAACAACAUAGUGAAAUACCACUACCUAGUGGCAGACAUAAGUGGGUCGGUCAUUUUGUGUAUCCCCCGCACGCUCAUAGAAGAGGAACUCACCAGAAAGAAUGUCGACGUAUUCAAUGAUGACCUGGACGAUGCGGUGGAAUGGUACAGCGGCAGUCCGCUCAAUCUGAACGACCAUGUGGGUAGCGGCACGAGUGAACAUACAAGGUUUUCCCAUGAGAUGGGGAAGAAGCCUCACAUCGGGACGAACAGAGUAAACGCGUCCAAUUUGGCAGGCCCAUCCAAUUUGACCCAAAUGAACAGCCUCAAAAGCUGCAAGUACUUUUUCAGGGUGGGGGAUAUCCUGAUCAUUUACGGGGGCGUGACUACGUGGUCCAUGGGAAAAAUGGUUGUCAUGCCCAGCACGAGGACCAAGAAGGGAGGCCCGCAUGAAGUCAGAGGGUCCAUCCAGAAAGUAGGCUUCUUCAACAUGAACGUGAAUCUCGAACCGAACGUCAGCAAUAUGAUAACUUCGACGACGGAGAAAAAGUAUCAGGCUGGGGGGGAGGGUGCCGGUCAGGCAAUUCGGAGUGUCCCCCCAGGGAGGCAGGCGGAUGGAGGGAAAAGUAACAUCCAACGCGAGUUUAUGCGCGAAGGGAAGGACAGCAAGUAUGACAUUCUUCCCCUUCUGCGGGGAGAGGACAUGUAG
Molecule: messenger RNA, 795 nt
Organism: Plasmodium coatneyi
Lineage: Eukaryota; Apicomplexa; Aconoidasida; Haemosporida; Plasmodiidae
Exons: 2
Coding region: 1-795 (264 amino acids)
Source: RefSeq, a predicted model, not a curated record